GACGGGAAGCAUGAAAAGCCCUAAUUGCUUUGAUUCCUUUGGGGAUCCGCAAAUCCUUUGUCAUUCACUACGUGGAAAUGGUUUGCCUUCCCAGCCCACAAGCCCUGACAGAUAUUUUCUUCUCCCCUCCCCAAGCAGCAGAUGCACUAUCAUACACCGUACCAUGACCUUUUCGGCCUGGUACGAGAGCCAUCAUGACUGUGUCGGAGGCAAUAAAUACACCCCGGGCUUCCCUAGUCCUGGCUCUACAAUGCUUUAGCAAACCACAUCUUUUCAGUGACCUUCUUUUGUACAUCUACUUCGUGAAGGGGCCUGCGCUUCGGCGUGUCAUUCCAUUUUAUCGUCAGCCUCUUCAUCUGUCUUUGUCAAAUCUUUCUUCUUGUCGUCUUCGUUAUCAUGUCCACCCCUACAGCCAGUGCUGCGUCUGUAGACCAGCCAACAGACGCAUCCUCCGUCGCGGACCUGGAGGCUGAUGACAAACCUCCCAACGAGCAUGUGCGAAACACCACCCAAUCGCAGCAUAUCACCUUCCACGGUCCUCAUUCCCCAGACGGCAGCCGUUCCAUCUAUUCUCCUGGGGUCAAACGUUCCCGCAGCCGUGACACCAUCCGAAGCGCACGCAACAUUCCCCAAUCCUCAGCGGCAGUCGGUAUCCCGAUCGAGUAUCGUACCAUCUCAUUCCAGAUCUCCGAGUCCCAAACAGCCCCAGAGCACGUACUGAAAGAACGAGGAAAGGAUGACAAGAAGCCAAACCAAGAUUACUUUGAAGGUUUAGACUUUCAUGUGCUCAGUGCCGACCGGUUGUGUCAGCAGUUCAACGUCGACGCAAAUCACGGGCUGAGUACUGAUUCGGCAGCGACUCGUCUGCAACGAGAUGGAAAGAACAUCAUUGCACAUCACAGAGAGAACUACCUGAAGAAAAUCCUGGGCUAUGUUUUCGGUGGAUUCUGCUCCGUCCUCUGGGUUGGUGUGAUCGUCUUCUUCCUGUGCUGGAAGCCUCUCAGCAACCCUCCCUCCGUCACAAAUCUAGCCAUGGCGAUCCUGGUAAUCAUCGUCAUUGUCCUGCAAGCCUCUUUCUCCGCCUUUCAGGAUUGGUCGACGUCGCGCGUGAUGAAUUCGAUCUUGGGCCUUCUGCCGGCGGAAGCUCUGGUCCUGCGUGAAGGGAGCCUUAUCAGAUUACCAGCUACCGACCUGGUCGCUGGGGAUGUUGUUCAGAUCUCUAUAGGCAACAAAGUGCCCGCUGACAUGCGCAUCAUCAAGAGCUCGGGUGAUGUUCGAUUUGACCGAUCCAUCCUGACGGGCGAGUCGGACGAGGUCGACGGUGCCACCGAUGCAACGGAUCAGAACUUCCUGGAGACACGCAAUAUCGCCUUCAUGGGCACCAGUGUCACCAACGGCAAUGCUAUUGGGGUUGUUGUCCUGACUGGAAGCCGGUCGGUUAUGGGUCGCCUGGCAUCGAUCACAGCUGGCGUGAAAGAAAAGCCAACACUCAUCCAGAAGGAAAUCACCCGCUUCGUCCGGAUCGUCGUGGUGCUCACGGUUAUACUAGCGGCCCUUAUCCUCUUCACCUGGGUUGGCUGGCUACGAGUUGAGCACCCGGCAUUUAUGAAUGUCGUGGAAAUGUUGAACGAUGUGAUGGGUUGUGUGGUCGCCUUCAUCCCCGAAGGAAUGCCCGUCGGCGUCGCCCUGACCCUCAUGAUCGUCGCGAAGAGGAUGAAGGCGAAUAACAUCUUGCCCAAGGGACUAGCCACCGUGGAGACCCUGGGUUGCGUCAAUGUUAUCUGCUCCGACAAAACCGGCACGCUAACACAAAACAAGAUGUUUGUGCAAUCGGUCGGACUUGUUGACCAAGAAUUCAGUGUGGAUGAGUUGGUGGGCGAGCAGCAGAAGUCGGUUCCACUCCCCCUGGCCCUUGAGCCCCUGCUGCGAGGUUCCAAGCUGUGCAACGACGCAUUUUUUGACCAGGAAACCUUGAGUUUACCAAUCAAUGAACGAGCUGUCAACGGGAAUGCAACGGACGCGGCUGUUUUGCGUUUGGCCGAAACCCUGGGACCGCAUGAAGGGAGUCGCCCUGACGAAUCUGAACGCAUCCACCAGAUUCCCUUCAACUCAAAGAACAAAUGGAUGCUCACUGUCCACAAUAACCCGACUUCGUCUACCCACUGCCUAGUCUAUGUCAAAGGUGCCCCAGAUGUCCUUCUCCCCAAGUGCACUUCAUAUUGGUCGAGAGACGGAGUGGCCAAGCCCCUAGAUGCUGCCGCCAAGGAUAUGUUUUCUGCCUUUCAACAAAAGCUAUCUCGACGCGCUCAGAGAGUGAUUGUGCUGUGCCAACGCGAAUAUGCCCCGGCCGCUGCGGUUGGCACAAAUCAGUUCAACGAAGAGAUGUUGGCCAAUGGCGUGCAAGACCUCACCAUUAUCGGUAUCUUUGGCAUCAUCGACCCCCCCCGUCCGGAGAUCCUCGACACUGUUGCCGCCUGCCGACGGGCUGGCAUCCGUUUUUUCAUGGUGACGGGCGACUUUGGCCUGACUGCCGCUGCAAUUGCUCGAGACAUUGGCAUUUUCACCGGCACUGCAGAGCCCGAUUCGGUCGCGGACCUCUUGUCGCCGGUGGCAUCACCUCAUAGGGAGAAAGACCAGCAAAGUUCGAGGCGGAGCUUGAUGGUGGAAGGAUCACAAAUCUCUACCCUCAACGAGGACCAGUGGAACUCCAUCUGCCAGUAUGAGGAAAUCGUCUUUGCCCGCACCACCCCGGAGCAGAAGCUCCGUAUCGUUGAGGAGCUAAAGGCCCGUGAUAGCGUCGUGGCCGUGACAGGUGACGGGGUCAACGACGCCCCUGCCUUACGCGCGGCUGAUAUCGGAAUUGCCGUUGUCUCCGGCAGCGAUGUGGCCAUUGAGGCGGCGGACCUGGUGUUAUUGGACAAGUUCGACUCCAUUGUGGAAGCCAUCCGGCUGGGUCGAUUGGUGUUUCAGAACCUCCAAAAGGUCAUCGCCUAUCUGCUACCAGCGGGCAGUUGGUCGGAAAUCUGGCCAGUGAUUAUGAAUGUCUUUUUCGGAUUACCCUUGCCAUUGAGCUCUUUCCUGAUGAUCAUUAUCUGUGUUUUCACAGAUCUGUUCCUAUCGCUAUCACUCAUCAUGGAGAAAGAGGAGUUCGACUUGCUCGGCCUCCCUCCUCGCAACCACAAGAGCGACCACCUGAUCAACCUGAAGAUUUACGGUCAGUCAUACCUGUUCGUGGGUAUCAUGGAAGCAUUCUGUGCGCAUAUCAUGUUCUUUCUGUACAUGUACAAGAAAGCGGGUAUUCCGUUCCACGCGCUGGUGUUCGCGUUUGAGAAAUACUCCGACGGAUUCUACGGCUAUACCGAGGCCGAGCUGACGCACUUCAACUAUGUUGGACAAAGCGUCUAUUUCGUUACCCUGGUGAUCAUGCAAUGGGGCAACGUUCUAUCUGUCCGGAGCAAGCGCAUGUCCAUCUUGCAGGCCGAUCCUAUCCGCAAGGGACGACGCAACCUGUGGCUUCCCCUGGCCAUGCUCAUUUCGUUGGUCAUUGCCAUUUUCGUGACGGAAGAGCCGGGACUCCAGUCCCUGUUCAAGACUGCAUCGAUUCCGCUGGAGUUCUGGUUCAUUCCAUUGGGAUUAGCGUUUGGUGUUUUGGUCAUGGAUGAGUUACGGAAGGUGUUGGUGCGCAUGUUUCCGAGGGGACCCAUCGCGAAGAUUGCCUGGUGAGGCCGGGUGAUGUUCCCAUAGGAUACCUGAUUGGAAAAUUCUUAUAUAAUGAUAGUACAUAUGUAACUGUGUUGAAUUAGACGAUAUGCAUCGCUCUUUUCAUAAUCUACCCUGACGAGCAUGGACCAGGUGUUUGUUUUUCGAAAGUUGCACCGGCUGCAAAUGAUGCAAAGGGACCAAACCCGUCAAAGCAUCCCGUGACCACUAGACCCAAUGCGGGCCAUCCCGCAAUCACUUGGCUUGGCAUUUGUGGCCCACUUUCACUAUUUCU
Molecule: messenger RNA, 3994 nt
Organism: Aspergillus sclerotioniger CBS 115572
Lineage: Eukaryota; Fungi; Ascomycota; Eurotiomycetes; Eurotiales; Aspergillaceae
Product: cation-translocating P-type ATPase
Exons: 1
Coding region: 397-3723 (1108 amino acids)
Biological process (GO): intracellular potassium ion homeostasis; sodium ion export across plasma membrane; proton transmembrane transport
Cellular component (GO): membrane
Molecular function (GO): P-type sodium:potassium-exchanging transporter activity; ATP hydrolysis activity; ATP binding
Source: RefSeq, a predicted model, not a curated record